AAGCAAGCCAACUACUGGCGCUACAAGCAAACCAUCUCAAUCUACCACUUUCGCACCUCCCAUAUGUCACUGAAUAGCUUCAAGUCCAUCCUACGACCAGACACCGGAUACACCGGAACUUUGUACAGUUUUGACCCCUUGAAGUCCACCCCCACACCACACGGCGACGAGAUCCCCAACAACAGUGUAGAAGCUGCGUAUCUGCCUGCAGUACUUUCUCGCACUGGCUCCGCCCUCGGGUUUCGCGUUGGGAACGAUGCUGUGGAAUGGCUUUGUUUCAAGGGAGCGGUCAACGAAACGCUCCUAGAUAAGCUGUUUAUGGACGGGCAAACUGUGAGACUGGAGGAUGCUGAGCAUGAGCUGCAUCCUGACGAUCCGCGCAAAGUUUUCGAUCUCGUCGCGUACCUUGAAAAAGACGCAGGGCAGUCGAAGCGCGGUGCGCAUACGGAGCAUAAGCGCUGGUAUCUUUCCUUCGCUGUGGCGGAGGAGCGCGCAGUUAAGGUUCGACUUACGUGGAAGAACUUUGGCGCGGAUUUGAAG
This is a messenger RNA of Dothidotthia symphoricarpi CBS 119687, 540 nucleotides long. RefSeq lists its product as uncharacterized. Lineage: Eukaryota; Fungi; Ascomycota; Dothideomycetes; Pleosporales; Dothidotthiaceae. The annotation marks the transcript as partial. The record is from RefSeq and is a predicted model, not a curated record. The transcript has a single exon.